This is a messenger RNA of Arabidopsis arenosa, 2124 nucleotides long. NCBI's taxonomy places the organism in Eukaryota, Viridiplantae, Streptophyta, Magnoliopsida, Brassicales, Brassicaceae. The record is from the annotation of a GenBank genome assembly.
AACGUCUCUCUCUGUUCUUCCGCCAUGGUGGUGGUGGUUUAUAAGCAAGCUCUCUUGCUCGCAUUCUUCGCAUUUCUUGGAUUCCAGUACUUGCCUUUACUCUCCCAAGCAGGUUGUCCAUUGGACUUCACUUCAUCUAACUUCACUCUAGUGGCUUCUGUGUGCUCGAACAAAACGGAUAGAGCUAAAUGCUGCCGCUACAUGAACGCUUUCGUUGCAGUAUCUGUCGCCCGCUAUGCAAACUUCACAGCUGAUCUUGGAGUUGCAUCAGAUUUAACUGAAAUCUGCAUUACUACUAUCUCUAGAACCAUGGAGCUUUAUGGAAUCCCAAGAAAUGCAACUAUCUUCUGUGGAUUAGGGACCAAGAUUCUUGUUAACUACGAUUGUGAGGGUCUGGCCACUGUACCGCCGAUGCUUCAUUCUGCAAAUUUUGGAGAUGUUUCUAGAAACUGCAAACUUCCGCUUCCACCGGGUGAUCAAUGCAGGAAUUGCUUGAAUUCCAGUAUCAGCUACCUUCGUAGCCUCGUUGGUGCAGAUAAUAGCAUCAAACUGAGUACUUGUCGUGAUGCAACUUAUGCUGUGUUAGCAAGCCGGGUUGACAAUUCAUCGGCCCUUGAACUCGCUAGCUGCUUCUUUAAUGUGCCUGAGCUUAGCCCCGCUUCAGGUUCAUCUCCAUCAUCGCUGAGCCCAGAAGCUUCUCCUCCGUUAGCUGAUAGUCCAAGCAGCGAUAAUCUUGUUUUGUCUCCAUUAAAAAGUCACCAUCCAUAUCACUUGACAAUGGUUCCGACUAUUGGGAUUGCUGUUACAGCUUUUUCUCUUGUGAUGCUUGUAGUCCUAAUACUUCUUAUCCAAAGAAAGAAACGUGAACUUGAUGACUCCAAGGGCAUGGAUUGUAAUCUUAAAAGGACAUCUCCUUCUCCCCGCCCAAGGUCGAUGAUUCAUGAAGGUACUUCGUCUGGUUUUCGGAAAUUCAGCUACAAGGAGAUAAGGAAAGCAACUGAAGAUUUCAACACGGUGAUUGGCCGUGGGGGCUUUGGGACUGUUUACAAAGCUGAGUUCAGUAAUGGGUUGGUUGCAGCUGUAAAAAGGAUGAACAAGAGCUCUGAACAAGCAGAAGAUGAAUUUUGCAGAGAGAUAGAGCUUCUCGCCAGGCUGCAUCACCGCCACCUAGUUGCUUUAAAAGGGUUUUGUAACAAGAAGAACGAGAGGUUCCUUGUCUACGAGUAUAUGGAAAAUGGGAGCCUGAAGGAUCAUCUACACUCCACGGUAAAACCUCCACUUAGUUGGGAAGCAAGGAUGAAAAUCGCAAUCGAUGUGGCUAAUGCUCUGGAAUACCUUCAUUUCUACUGUGACCCUCCUCUCUGUCACAGAGACAUUAAGUCAGGCAACAUAUUACUCGACGAGAACUUUGUUGCUAAGCUUGCAGAUUUUGGCCUUGCACAUGCUUCUAGAGAUGGCUCCAUUUGUUUUGAACCUGUUGAUACCGAUAUCCGUGGAACCCCAGGCUAUGUAGAUCCAGAGUACGUUGUAACACAAGAACUGACAGAGAAAAGCGAUGUGUACAGCUAUGGAGUGGUGUUGCUAGAGAUCAUAACUGGGAAAAGAGCCGUUGAUGAAGGUAGGAACCUUGUAGAACUGUGUCAGCCCUUACUGGUAUCAGAAUCAAGACGCAUAGAUCUGGUGGAUCCGAGAAUCAAAGACUGCAUAGAUGGAGAACAGCUUGAAACAGUAGUGGCAGUUGUAAGAUGGUGCACAGAGAAAGAAGGCGUGGCUAGGCCAUCGAUCAAGCAAGUCCUGAGGCUGUUGUACGAAAGCUGUGAUCCAUUGCAUCUCGGGCUUGCAAUGGCGGUCGAGGAGAACAAAGGACGGUCACUGAGAGGUGACUCAGGGUUCCAAAGUGGAGACAUCCGUGGCUUGGCUUCUUCCUCUAGUACUACUUCAAGGUCGCAUUGUAGCCGGAGUUUUCUGCUUGAGACUGGUUCCCCUCGCUCUCCACCAAAUGGUCUCUCUUUUUGAGUGAGGAGAGACAAUUAGUCACAUUUUUUUCUAGAAAUUUGUCACUACUUGGGAUCAUCCAAACUGUUUUCUAAUUGCAAUUUUGAAAGAUAAAUAUGUUUCCCAACC